This is a messenger RNA of Cladophialophora yegresii CBS 114405, 1248 nucleotides long. RefSeq lists its product as uncharacterized. The transcript has a single exon. Gene Ontology annotation, cellular component: mitochondrial matrix. NCBI's taxonomy places the organism in Eukaryota, Fungi, Ascomycota, Eurotiomycetes, Chaetothyriales, Herpotrichiellaceae. Gene Ontology annotation, molecular function: protein binding. The coding region runs from base 1 to 1248 and encodes 415 amino acids. The record is from RefSeq and is a predicted model, not a curated record.
AUGCCUCCGAGAUUGACCCCCGUGUCUCCAAGAUCCUUCGUCUGUCCGUCGUGCCAGAGCCUGCUUCGUCGCCGCGGACUCGAGUCACCUCGGCUCCGGAACUUCACCACCACUCCUCGGCGUCAUGCGACUGCGAGAAAGAGCAAAUGGGUGCACCUCACCAACCGGAGCAUAAUCCGCCUGGCAGGCCCAGACGCUGCCCUGUUCUUACACAAUCUCAUUCCAGCAAAGAUCUUAGACAUCGGAGGGAGCACCAAUCCGAUAUACACGGCCUUUCUCUCCGCGCAGGGGCGCAUACUGCAUGACGUGUUCGUUUACCCGCCGUCAGCGGAGCGUGGCGCGGGGGAAGAAUGGUUCAUCGAGGUCGACGAGGCCAGCGCGGGCGAUUUGCUGAGGCACUUGAAGAAACACAAACUGCGGGCCAAGUUGCAGGUGGAGAAGGUGGACGCGGAGCGCAUAGGCGCGUACUACUCGUGGCCGGCGCCAGAGGGGCCACAGAAUGCAGGCAACGGGGUGGGCGGACGCGAUCCAAGGCCAGGAAUGGGACUGCGGUGGCUGGAGGGCGACGCGGCCUCGAAAUCUUCCCAGUUCCUGCAACAGUUACAGGACUCAGGAUGUGAGCCGGCCACGCUGGAGGAGUACACUGUCCACCGGAUGCGGAACGGGAUUGCAGAAGGCCAGUCCGAGAUCAUCGCCGGGCACGCCCUGCCGCAGGAGAGCAACCUCGAUUUAUUUGGCGGGAUCGAUUUCUUCAAGGGAUGCUACCUGGGCCAGGAACUCACGAUCCGCACGCACCAUACUGGGGUGGUCAGGAAGCGCAUUUUGCCGUGCCAGUUGUAUCACAAGGACGGUCCACCGCCGCCGGAACGGCAGGAAGGGCCUGAGUAUAAGCCUGAAUCGGGCAUUCUUCUUCCUCCGCCCGAGUCAAAUAUCUCCAAAAUGAGAGCCAAGGGCCGGGGACGGAGCAGUGGGAAGUGGCUUGGCGGAGUCGGGAACAUUGGCCUUGCGCUGUGUCGCUUGGAGAUGAUGACGGAUAUCCAGUUAACUGCCGAUUGCACGAACUACGAUCCCUCGGAGCAGUAUAAAGUGCAGUGGCAAGAGGGUGAAGAAACGGGCGAGCAGCAGGAAGUCAUGCUCAAGCCGUUUGUGCCGAAGUGGCUGAGAGAGGGCGUUGAGGCCAGCUUGAAGAGGAAAGAGCGGAAGAAGCCCAAGCGCGAGGAAGAGGAGGAAGAGGAGGAACUUGAUUGA